AUGGAGGCUGCGGAGAUGGACGGAGGCCUCGGAGCUGGCCUCCUGGAAGAGGCAUUUCGCAGUCCUGCCGAGGAGAAUGUCGGCCCGGCUUACACUGUGGAGUGGGAUCACAGCCUAGCCGAGCUGACGCAUGCAUCCAGGUCACCAAUACCUGGCCAAGUGCGGGAAGCCUUUGGCCGUGCACGGCAGCGUGCAAACUGCGGUUUGUUUGCCGAGGGACUGGCCUGGGCAUCCUUAGAUGACGUGUUGUAUUUGUGGGACUACUCGGACAUGUCCCCGAGUGUUCACUCGGUCCCGGGCGAUUCUGCCAUCAUCUCGGUUGCGCUGUGCCCUGCCAAAUCGGGGAUUUUUGAGACUCAGCAGCCGCGCUGGGUGCUGGUAAUUGCCACCAGGCUAUCAGUAAGCCUUGUUGGUGUGAAUUUCGCUCGAAAAGAGAUUCGAGCUUCAAGCGUGCCAGAUGCCACUCCGGCUAAUGUUUCACUGAGCGACUGGACGACUUCAGCCAGAGCUGGGAUUCCAGGAGGGCCAGUCAACUCAAUCCAAAGCCAAAGCAGCUUACAUUUUGUCCCUCUGCAGGGCUUUCGCGCCUUAUGUGAGGGUGCUUUAUUCCAUUCCAUUCAUUCUUCUCCGGGUGGGCGCAUUUUCCUAUUGUCUGGCGCACCACACAUCUAUGAGCUCUUGUGCUCACAAGCUGGCUGGUAUCGUGCAAAGUGCAGACUGGUACGACAUUGUGUGGGACCAGGCUGGUGGAAGAGUCCGAAGCCUGGCCGCCUGCGGCUGCUAUCCUGUGGUCCUGCAGGCCAUAUUCUUACAUGCGAUGAUGUCGGAACUCUACGACUGUGCUGGGCGAUGGAUCAGAUUGGAGGUUCUUCCACUCUGGAAGAGCUGGCCUCGCUAUCUGCAGUGGCUCUGCGUGAGCAGGUCCGAGCCAUCACUCAAGGUUCUUUGGCAUCCUUCACGCUGACGCACUUGUUCUGCUGGAUGGGUGCGACUGGCCAGCUUCUCCUGGAUGCCACGACCAUUGCCGGGGAGCGACUACAUUUUGUCUGCUCUGUGGAAGGUUCGACUCGACGAAAGUAUGGCUUCUGGCUUCAACAUCUUGCCAGCUCUUGGUCAUCACGUCCAAGCUGUGCUGAAAGCCAUGAGAGACGUGUGCGGAGCUCCUGUUUGGAGGAGCAUCCGGACCCAUGCUUUUUCGCACCUGGUGCUGAUGGUGCUUCGACACUGGGCUCCGUUUGGCUAUGUGCAGCCUUGCGAAGGGCCGGCGCAUCAGCAUCAGAUCUCGCUGUGUCGAUUCGACUGAAUGGCGUGCCGCACGACCACUUUCAGCCUUUGAGUCCCAAGCAGGCAGUGGAGAUGCAGGGUAUGCUCAGUUUUGAUGCUCCAGUGCUGGCCAUUGCUCAAGAACAAUCACAACCUACAUGCCAGAAAUUCGCUGUCCUCCUGGCUGACCGUGUACAGACAGUGACCAUUGCGCACCAGGCAUCGGCAGCGAAGAGAGCCCCGGCUGAAGCAGCGGAAUGUUGCCUCUUCCUUCAGUCCUUGACUUCCGGAGCACCUGGUGGAGCCACAGGCAGCCGGAUCCAGUACGACUGGUGCUGGAGCCUAGACGACGCCCGGUUCCCGACCUUUGAGGAGCAGCGACGUGCGCAACUACUGAACCAGGCUGUUCCAAAGAUGAUCUUGGGUCGCUGGCCUUCGGGACUUCUGCGUUUUCUGUCGGAGACGCUGCGCAGCGUUUGGACUCGGCCCCUGCUCUUGACACCAGCCCGUGUCGUGGAGGUCCCUUCGCUGCCGCUCAGCCUGUGCCGUAAGAGACGAAGGUGCGCUUCGCCCCCGGUUGUCGCGAUCAGUGAAUUGGCCGCGAGAAAAAUCUUCUCGCAGCUUGAGCCAGUGAUCCAUUUCGUGGCAAAGGGGCUGGCGCACAACGCCGAAGAACAGGUGCCGUUCGGCACACCCUGCUCAGCAGUGAUGCGUGCGCAGCUCUACGUGAAGCGUACUGAGGCUGCGCACGCACCGUCCAGCUGCGACUCAGCACAAGCGCGUGUGAGAAGGGCAAUGCUGGAGCUUUUGGAUGUGAUGGAUCGAACUCGGCAAAUUCUUGGCCUGAUCUUGAUACUGCACAAGUCGGGAUGCACGCAAGCUGUAUUGGAAAGUGCACCGCUGCAAGAGCAUGACCCAGCAUCUGCUCCUCCAGGGGUGGCAGAACCGGCAGAUGUCUUGUUGCCGAGCGCUGCAUCUUUGCUGCUCAGCCGAUCCUUGCGAGACCUGGUGCUGUCUCCAGUCGCACUCUGGCCUGCUGUUCAACUAUGCACUGCUCUGGUGAUGCAGGCAGUGCAAGGGAAUGCAGAUGAGUCUCCAGAACAAGAAGGCUUUGGCCGUUCAGCUGUGGGACUUCCACGCCAUGUAGAAGCGGACAGCAUAUGCAAAGAGCUACAGACGCAACGAGCCUUGUUGACCAUCAGUGGCUGGGUUGCUGCAGAAAGCUUUGCGAGCAUGGCGGACCAAAGCAUACCUCCUGCAGAGCUGAAGCAGCGACGAAAUAGUUUGAAUGAGUCGAGGUUGAAGACUGCGCGCCUGUCCGUCGCCGGUAAAUCGCAUACUCCUCGUCCAGAGCGGAGUCAAGGACGGACCAAGCGUCAGUUGGACAAGCGACCAGUUUUGCGGCUGCUGGCAGAACUUGCUCCCGCACUCAAAGAAGAGAGAAGUACCGCCGACAGUGCAUCUGAUGUCUUCUGGCUUGCUCUGGCAGUGGCAACCACAUCCUUGGUGUUUGUACGACGCGACGAUGGUGUUUUGGAUUCGAUCCUUGGUGCUGCGCUGCUCUUCGUCUUCUGGUACAUCGGUCAGUGCGGUGGCAGAUUUCUUGCCCAGAACUGGAAGUACUUGCCCAUCCCUUCUGCAGCGGAUGUCACCACUUUCGCCGUCCUCUCAGCCUUGAGGUCAUCUGUGGAAGGCUUGGGAGGACCAGUGGCAAGCGUCUUCUUCUUGGCCUGGGAGCGCUCGCCACGGAGCACAGACGAUGCUCAGGGCUUCUGGCUGCGCUGGGUGCCAGCACUCCGUGAUGCUUCGAUGCUGCUGUUGCUGGCUCACGUGCUGCGUGCUGGCGCAACUGCUGCCGAGCUUCUGUACAGCAGCCGGAUCCUCACGACACAACGGUCAGAAUUGUGGCAAAACACCCGUGAGCGGCGGGUGCUUGCAGUAUUGAGGGGUGCUGUCGAGAAGCAAAGCAGUGAAGAAAAGCCCGACGAGAAGUCUCUGCUGGACUUGGACGACUCUGUGCCGUUGGCCUUCGAGCGCGCGUGUGCCGAGCUCAUCGCUUCCGGGAGUCCAGGCUCUGAGCUAUGGCUGAGCUUGGCCUCUUUGGCCGAAGAGGAGGAUGAAGACAGCGACGACUUCGCAGAAUUCCGAAUGAAGCGCGAGACUAGUGGCUCCAGUGCUCAGGAUGUUUUCAAGGUGGACGGGGUGGUGCUUGAGCCGGAGCAUGUGGCUGCUGGCGCUCGUGCUUUGUACCGAAAGCUGGCACCACAUGGACGGCUGAAUUUCGACAAGCUGCACACGGUCAUCGAGAAUGACAUUGAAACCGAUCGCCUGUGGGCAUUGCUACAGGCACUGGAUGAAGAGAGUGAAGUAGCUGUGAAAAACACCGGCAAGACGGUCAUGGAGAGAUCCAGCUCCAUGCCGUUGGAUGCCUCGGAAAGCCAGUCAGCAGAACCCAAAAUUCGCAGCCGCAAGAUCAAGAAGACAAAAUCCUCUGGACACAUUGAGCAGACAGUUGGAGUUGACGCAUUUGUGCAUUUGGUCGUGUCCACCUAUAAAGAGGCUGCAAGACUGGUAUCCACAGUGGGAGAGCACUCAGCUGUAUUUGCGCUGUUUUGCAGCGUGCUCUCCGUGCUUCGACUUUCGGUCCUCGUAGUCGUCGCUGUGGGGCGCUUUGCACCAAUCACGGUGCUGCAAACAUUGAGCUGGCUUCUCUCCUCGGUACUCCUGGCAGUGUCUUUUGCUUGGGGGCCGGUUCUGCUGGACAUCUUGCAAUCCUUGGUGCUGCUUCUGCAUGUGAACCCCUUCGACACCGGUGACAUGAUUAUCUUCCGCGGAAACUAUCUGCAAGUACAGCAGAUCAAGCUUCUCAAUACAGUUUUUCGGGAUCUCUGCGACGAGGAGAUCUACAUCCGCAACUCUGUCCUUUAUGCCGAUUGUGAAGGAAUUCUCAACAUCCGCAGAUCUGGAAGAGCAUCUGCAGCCAUUGAGCUUUUGAUUCCACCGCAAUCUGCCACAAAGCCGAAUCUGAAAGCACUCACUGCAGCAGCUCGUCGAUAUGCGAUGGCGCAUCCGGAAACGUGGCAAGAGCAAGUCUCUGUUGGAGUCUUUCCGACAAGCCAGCCUGGUGCUGCAGUGGUUGUUGGAAUGGAGGCGUUUCCGAGUCAGGGUAUACGAUUGCGUGUUUCAGCUACGCAUCAGCUGUCCAAAUCGCAGGUCGACUUCCUCCAAGCAGGCAUUGUCCAUGUUGCAGAGGCAAUUCGGGUGAGAGACGGGCAGUUUGAGCGCAAGUCUUCGUCUUUGCCGCAGGAGCCUGGCAUGGCUGCAGAGCUCUGCGCAGAACGCGUGUGCAAGCUGGCGGACUCCUGGCCAGACUCAGAAGAACGUUGCCGAGAUCUCAUCUCCUCCCUUCUGGAUGCUAUGAGCCUGGAAAGGUUGGCCGAGGCAGCCACAGCUUUGGAGGUCUUUCUGAAAAGGAGUCGUGCAUCAGCGUGCAAGCUUCCGGGUUCCAACGAGCCCGUCUUUCAUCACAUCACCUUCGAUCAUCUGUUAAGUACACCCAGACUGCACGCUCUCCUGGAGGCCAUUCUGAAUACGAAUGCCGCCGAUGUCAAGGCCAUACUGCAGCGACGCUCUGCAACCAGCCGGACGGCGUCAGAGCUGCUGUGGAGGUACUUUCAGCGGCAAGGCCAUGAGAGGCCUGCAUGGGCACAGCUUCAGCGCUUGGUCGAGGCACCUGAACAGUUCUACAACUUGAAAGACCGCAUCAGAUAUCUCCACCUCGCGCAGGAGCAGCGCAAGAGCGUGAGCUCUGCGUCCUUGCAAGAAGAGCUUGCGCUGAGAUUGGGGGCGGCCGAAAAGCUCCAGCAACCCUUGCUGAAGGAGCUGCUGGUCUUGGCAGAGAACGAGAAGCAAGAUGCAAGGUGGCGUGAUGCAGCCCGCAAGCGCUCUUCAGAACUACAGCACCUGAGGAGUGCACGUGAGCUCUACGAGGUGGCCGGUGAGUUCGGGUUCUGGCAUCUGCAACUAGGCAUCGCCGGCUUUUCAGGCGUGAACAUGGCACAUGAUGUGGCGACGACACUGUGGGCUGGCUUCUUGUUCCCUGCUGAUGGUCCCUACAACUCGCACAGUGACGAGGUAGCUUCACCCAAGCUGCUGUUCCCUUUGCUGAUGCGGCGGCCGCACACAUGUUUCUUCGCCUCCAAGCAGGAGGAGAUGGACGAACGGCAGCUGAAGCCGUCGCUGCUUCGUGAUCGAGUACUCGCAUUUCUGCAGGAGCUCAAGGAGGUUGCUCCAACCAGCCACCAGCUGUGGCAUGUGCGAGGGAUUGCAACACUUCUGGAGUUCAGCAGCUGCCUGUGGCUAAAUGCUUUGCAGAAGGUCGGGCAGACAACCGAGUUGCAGGAGAAAGGAGGUGAUGGAGCUGCUGGUUCGUCACUCAUCGACGAGAAUCGGCUGUGGGUCGCGCUGGAGGUCCUGAUGCAAAAGCCCUUUUCAUUCUCCCUUCCCGACUUGAUCACUUUCUACGCGGAAAUGAUCGCACAGCUUGAUGCCUGGCACACGGACCUGCAGGAGACGUCGGCAUAUUCGCAGCCCAGAAGAUGGGCGUGGCCUACUGAGGAGGAUGUCCAUUUACAUCUUUCCCAUGUUGCCAUCGUGCUCCUGGCCAGCUGGCUCCGUGAGGCCGAAAGGACCUGCGAAAGCAUUUCAGAGUCCUGUGCGAACGCUGAAAGUGAGUUCGUAAGAGUCUGGCGACGUUCAGCAGACGGCCUGCUUUCAGGACUCUGCCUUCGUCUCAACCAUGCUCGCCACCACUCUGCUCAACGAUUGCUCGGGGAGGCUCUGCGCUUGGAGAAAGGCUGCCGCUUGCUGUUGGAUCGUGUGGUAUAUCUGGGCCCUGAGAAGCACUUCGCAGGGGAAGCCCAGACUGCACAGUGA
Molecule: messenger RNA, 6198 nt
Organism: Symbiodinium sp. CCMP2456
Lineage: Eukaryota; Dinophyceae; Suessiales; Symbiodiniaceae
Source: the annotation of a GenBank genome assembly